AUUGAAAUCCUUAAACAUGUGAAUACUGUUUUUUUCACAUUUUUUUAUUUGAAUUAAUUUUUUUAAAAUUUUUUUUUACAAAUUAUUCUCUAAUAAAAAUGUCAUUCAUAAGAUCUAUCGUUAGAUCGAUCAGAAUUCCUGUAUCGAUCAAUCGUAAUUCGAUUCGAGAUAUUCAUCGUAGUCCGAUUGUUUUUGAAUCAGAUUUGGCUAAAUUACGAAAAAAGACCGGUUAUGCUUUUGCACUUUGUCGUAAAGCUUUGGAACAAAAUGGACAAGAUGUAAUGAAAGCUGAAAAAUGGUUAAGAGCUGAAGCAGCAAAACAAGGCUGGGAAAAAGCUGAACGUGUCAAGUCGCGAACAACCGGACAAGGUUUAAUUGGAAUUUAUACCGAUCCUAAUCAAUUACAAGCAACGAUGGUCGAAGUCAGAUGUGAAACUGAUUUUGUUUCACGUAAUGAACAUUUUAUUCGACUUGUUUCUGAGUUAGCCAAAAAAAUGAACAAUCAAUUAACGAAUCUGAAAGCCAAUCAUCAACAAUCGGAUGGUGUGGAAAAAAUCUGGAUAACAGAUGAAAAACGAUUGAAAGAUAUUGGUGGUGAUUUAGUGGUGAAUACGAUUCAGAAAUUAGGUGAAAAUAUUCGCUUUGUACGUGGAUGUUUGAUGAGAAUUUCUAAUAGUGAAUCCAGUCAGAUUCGAUUAUUACCUUAUGCACAUGCUGUUGCCGGUAAAAUUGAAUCAAAUGAUCCCGAAAUUGUUUUGGGUAAAUAUGGAACCAUAGUUGCCGUUACACAAUUGCCAGAAUCCAAUACUUCAGUGAAUGAAGAAGAAGAAAUGGACACAACACAGAUGUCUAAAAAUAUUGAUGAACUUGGUUCACGUCUUGGUCAACAUAUUAUUGGAUUAUCACCUAAAAUGGUUGCACCAUUGUCGACCGAAGAAACUAAGGAAUCUCCCCAAGAAGACAAUAUGACGGGUGAUGAAGAACCCGAAGCUUUAAUUAAGCAGAAAUUCAUUUUUAAUGAAGAUAUUACCGUUGAACAAUUUCUACGUAAUUCCCGUGCGAAUGUAUUGGAUUUCAUUCGAAUCGAAUGUGGUGAAGAACAGCUUGAUCAAUGAAAUUGUUUUGAAAAG
Dermatophagoides pteronyssinus (European house dust mite) is the source of this 1130-nucleotide messenger RNA. It is a transcript of the gene mEFTs, whose product is annotated as elongation factor Ts, mitochondrial. Gene Ontology annotation, biological process: mitochondrial translational elongation. Lineage: Eukaryota; Metazoa; Arthropoda; Arachnida; Sarcoptiformes; Pyroglyphidae. Gene Ontology annotation, molecular function: protein binding; translation elongation factor activity. The record is from RefSeq and is a predicted model, not a curated record.